ACACACGCACACGCAGCGGAACACGGUUUAGGACCAGAGUCCUGUCUGAAGAGUUUGUUGGAGCCGUGUUUCCUGGCUCCCGGUCAAACCCACAGCACCUGCCCGCUGACAAACAGUGGACCUGAGGAUCUGCUGGACCUCCUCUCCUCCCCAGAUGUAGAGGGAGUUGUCAUCUGCAGCAGUCUUGUACACAGUAGACCUCUGUGCUGUCCAGUGAACUUGGCCACCAUGCGUGAGUACAAGCUUGUGGUGCUGGGAUCAGGAGGUGUGGGAAAGUCAGCACUGACAGUCCAAUUUGUGCAAGGGAUUUUUGUUGAGAAGUAUGACCCCACAAUAGAAGACUCCUACAGGAAGCAAGUUGAGGUCGAUGGGCAGCAAUGUAUGUUAGAAAUCCUGGACACGGCUGGAACAGAGCAGUUCACAGCUAUGAGGGACCUGUACAUGAAGAAUGGCCAAGGUUUUGCUCUGGUGUACUCCAUUACAGCGCAGUCAACAUUUAAUGACCUACAGGACCUCCGGGAACAGAUCCUGAGAGUAAAGGACACAGAGGACGUGAGUGUUGCACUGUUAAAAACAUUUUGACCUUAAGAAAUCUAAUGAAUCUUUAACCUUUCAUUAAAUACUCGC
This is a messenger RNA of Solea senegalensis (Senegalese sole), 627 nucleotides long. RefSeq names its product ras-related protein Rap-1b-like. The transcript is spliced from 6 exons. Bases 229 to 582 code for a protein of 117 amino acids. Gene Ontology annotation, biological process: cellular response to cAMP; negative regulation of synaptic vesicle exocytosis; Rap protein signal transduction. Gene Ontology annotation, molecular function: GTP binding; GDP binding; GTPase activity. Lineage: Eukaryota; Metazoa; Chordata; Actinopteri; Pleuronectiformes; Soleidae. The record is from RefSeq and is a predicted model, not a curated record. Gene Ontology annotation, cellular component: plasma membrane.